ACUUGGAUUUUUGCUAAGAAGGGGAAGACAUCAGGACACUUCGUAUGAAAACCAUGAGGCAAUUUUGCUUACCCCUAACUGUUCCUCGGGAUGAUCCAACCACAGACUGACUACGUCUCUCAGCCACAGACUGAAUACCUCUCCACCACAGGGCCCUACAAUUAUGAACAGCCCCUUCCCCCUGUGGCUCGGACAAAUGCUGUCACCCAGGUGCCACCGGCUAAGAAGAUAACCUUCUACAAGAGUGGGGACCCUCAAUUUGGAGGUGUCAAAAUGGCCAUCAACAAGCGCAGCUUUAAGAGUUUCAAUGCCCUCAUGGAUGACCUCUCUCACCGGGUCCCCCUGCCUUUCGGGGUGCGGACCAUCACAACGCCACGGGGGAUCCAUUGCAUCAGCAAUCUGGACCAGCUUGAGGAUGGAGGAUGCUACCUGUGCUCCGACAAGAAAUAUGUCACACCCAUCAGCUUUGGUGCUCCCAGCCGGAAGGCCGUCCCUCCACGGAAUAGUCGGCCAACCAGCGCACUCAGGAGGGCGGCCCAAGAGGCCAAGCGUGAGGAUUAUGCUGGGACUUUUGCCCAGCAGAGUCCAAGGAUACCAAAGAAAAUUACACUGGUUAAGAAUGGGGAUGUCUCCACCAGGAGGCCAAUUAUUCUCAACCGGAGGAAUGCCCGGAGUUUCAAAACGCUCUUGGAUGAAAUUUCGGAGAUCAUGCAAUUCACAGUGAAGAAGCUCUACACAGUUGAUGGGAAGAGGAUUGACAGCAUGCAGGCACUGUUGCAUUGCCCUGCUGUGCUCAUCUGUGUGGGACGAGAGCCCUUCAAGCCAAUCGUGACGGAGAGUUCCAGGAAGCCCUCCUCGGAGAAAUUGCCUGGCUUGGCUUCGCGAUCCAACAGCAACAAUGUUGGUGAAAACAGUGAAAUGAACUUCGGGCUGAAAGCCAAGAAGAGCGUGAUCCAUCCGAGGUCGUCUCUGAGCAACCGAUCCACGAGGUUUUCUUUGUCAUCUGAAAAGUCAUUUCCAAAUGGCCAGACAACCUCAACAGAGAAUGGUGCUGCGAGUUCAAACAACUGCGCUCACUCUAAAGCAGGAGAUCUGGUCCAUACCCUAGUCAAUGAUGACAUAGAAAAGAAGGUGCACGUGAACAAGGAUGGCAGCCUGUCGGUGGAGAUGAAAGUCCGCUUCCGCCUGCUCAACGAUGAAACGCUCCAGUGGUCCACGCACAUCAAGAAGUCCAGCCUGCUUAAUCAGAUGCCCUGUGAAGAGCUGGGCGUAGAAGAAGACACUGGCUUAGACCCUAUCGAGAAAAUGAACCCAGAGGCUAGCUCUGAGGCAGAUGAAUCAUUAUACCCCUGUGAUGCUGACUCUUAUAUCUCAAAGCUUGACGAGUCAGAAAUUGAAGAAGCCCAUUGUCACAACUGUGGACGCCAAUGCAAGGACUAUGACAUAUGGAAGAAUCCCAUACAUACUUCCCAAAAAGAAGAGCCUGGCCUCAGGAACACCUGGUAUACACAUUCGUCUUGCUCAAGCACUUCAUCACAGAGGAGGAUCAUCCGGAAAAAAAUAACCUCUUUUACAGAUAGCAUCCACACCUCCUCUAGCGGGGAAGAAUACUCUGAGCGCAUUGUACGUGAGUCCUCUUCAUACUCAGAGACUGUAAGGAAUAGGUUGGGUGGCCGAGCUGUAAAAAAAUGCUGCUGCCAGAGUGAUUAUACCCAAGCAAAUGCAAGCCAAAGGGGGUCUCCUGAGGAGCCAGAAGCUGCAGCUUGCCCAGCUAGUUCACAAAAUGAAGAUGAUGAGGAUGCUGUGGAAGCCUCUAUGACAAUGGGAGAAGAUGCUGAAGGGAAAGAAACCAAAGCUGGGAGUGGGAGAUCAAAAGCAUCUCAGUGUUCCAUAGACAGCCAGACAAAAGUGUGCGAGGAAAGCAGCACAGUGGCAAGAAGCCUUUCAUCCUGUAGCGUUAAGAAAACAGAAGACUUGGAAGAUGUUGCUGGCUGUGCAUCCACUCCACACAGCAUCUGCAGCAAAUCCAGUAAAUGCAGCACCCCAAGAGCCAAGGAUGACCAAGAGGCGACGUCUGAGAAUGAACAAGUGAUCCCUUCUUUCUCCAGCGAGCACUGCCCUAAGAAAGAAGCCACAGAAGAGGAAGCUGGGAAGGUAGAAGAAGACAUUGAAGAAACAAAUUCCAUCUCUGAAAACAUGGUGUCUAAGCAGUUGGUCAAGGAUGAAGGAAAGCCCUUCCAUCCUCGGACGCAUGAGGGCAUGAGAAGUGACAGCGAUAAAGUACAGAUUUGCAGUGUGGCUUCUUCUUCAUCCAGGAUAUCCAAGAAAAGCAAACACAGCCAGAAUCACCUGGAGGCAGAUUCCAAAGUGUCAUCUAAGGAGUCCUCCACCACUACAAAGAAAAAGAAAUCAAAAAGAUCUCUGCAUGCAAAAGAUGUCAGGUCCAACAGCACAGCAUCCUAUGGCUCCAGGGGCUCACGUGAACUCGAGAGAACAGCCACAGAAGGUCAUGGCUCUCGUGACUCAAAUCCCCACCUAAGUGAAGUGGCACCACCAUCUGCUACCAAUGUUGAGAGCACAAGCAAGAUUUCCAAAUGCUACAGCAAGUCCUCCAGAAGCAGCAAGAAAGACAGCCAGCCAGAAGCUGCCAGCUCUCCUCAUUCUAGCUUCUCAGAGAUGAAAGAAGAAAAAGAAGAAGAGAAAAACACAGAUGGCACUGCCAAAAUUAGUUCUCAGCUACCGUCUUCAAGAAACGGAAGUGUGUCUGAAUCCAUAUGCUCGAAAUGCGAUCAUGUGGCAAUAGCCAGGAACAACAAUCACCAGAGUGUUAAUUCAAGAAUAUUGUCUCAUUCUGGGACUGAGGCAGAAAAAAGUGAAGAUGCCUGUUCCCAAUCUAGUGUGGUGCAGUCAUCUAAGCAUAGGCAAAAGAAAAUGGACAGCCUCCGAGCUGAUGCAGAGAAUUCUAGUCGAGCCUCAGUGUCAGACACUGCAUCUGUGUACAGUUUGCAUUGCCCUGUCCCACCAAAGGGGAGACCCAGCAACAGAAAAAGGAGGACGGUGGUUCUGAAGAACAGCUCAAAGAGUGCCAGUGUGUGUACUGAAUCAGAGCCAAAUGCAGACAAGGAGCACAAGGAAAUAGGUGAUUCUUCUUGGCUGGCUUCCUCUGUGUCAAAAUCAUUAGAAACAGAUGCAACAAAUGCAGAAGCAAAUAAUUCAGAUACAAUGAAAGAGGAGACAGGAUCUUGCCAAGAGAAGAACCGAGAAGAAGAAACAGAAGCCGCUGUGGAUGGAGGUGGUGAAAUGAUACCCUCUUCCCUUCCAAAUGCGACUCCAGAAGAAGUCGUGCAUGAAUGGCUGCGUAAGAUCCCUUCAGAGACAUUGCUGAUGAAAGAUGAGAUGGAUGAUUAUGGGGAGGAGGGCACUGACUUAAGCGCAGAAAUACCAAGCAGUUAUAACCUCCAAGAAUGCUUAGAAGAAGAUAAGGAGGUCAAUGGCACUGAGGAGCUAGAAGACGUGCUAGCCACUGAAGCAGUUGAAGACAGAGCUGAAGAGCAGGCUGAGGAAGCAACUGAGGAUCACAGUGAGAAGGCUUCCAAAGCAAUGUCGGAAAAACCUGAAGCUGGUCAAGCAGAAUGCAACCAUUCAGCCGUCUUCAGUCAGAAUAGCCCUCAAAAAGAUUUGCCAAGCACCAUUCAGACUUCAGUGCAGAUCAUGAAAGCACUGCUGGCUUCUAAGCAAGAUGCCAAAUUGGAUCGUUCACACAGUCUGCCUGAAGUGUCUCCUACAAUGGGGAGGAAGCUCAGCAACUCAGCCAAAAUUUUGAUCACAUGCCUCGCUAGCUUGCAGCUUCUCGAUGAAGAGCUGGACUCCCCAGAUAAAUCAAAACCCUCAAGCAGGCCAAGGUAUAUGGAGCUGCUGAACAUUUUCCAGACCCUCUGGCAUGGCUGUGGCUCUGAAAGCGGUGGCCCAAGCAGAGAACAGCAAGGUCAUGAGCAGGUAAAGGUGGCCUCAAAACAUCGCUCAAAACACGGUAACUUCACAGCCACAUCUUCUUCAGGGGUUGAUGUCAGUAGUUGUGAUGGAGGCUCUAGAGAGGGAAGUGUGGCUGGUGCCCACGAUCGUGCCUUGUCAUCAGAGGUAAUAGAAGAGGCAGAAAACACCGAAGAAGAAGCAGUUGAAGAGCAGACUGAAGAGAUCCAUAGCAAAUUAUUUCUGGAAGAGGAGGAAGCUGGAGGCGAUGAAGGAGAACAAGAGGGGCCUUCUCGGCCAACAACAGCUUGCUCCGAAUCUCAAAGAGAAAAAGCAGAGGAAGUGGCUGAGGCACAUGACAACCAAGGCAGUGAAUGUGAAAUGGGACAGGGUGAAGAAAUAGAAAGUACCAGAGAAGAAGAGAAAAAAGAAAGCAGCAGCAGAAACGAAGAUGAAAACGGAGAAUGUGCAGAAACAGAUGCUGAGGCACAUCCUACUCAAGAAGGGCUUGAAGAGAAGCCUGAAAGGGGAAAUAGUCCCAAUCAAGAGGAGGCUGAUGGAGCCAUAGAACAGCCAAGCAAUAUUGAAACUGAAUCUGACCCAAAUGCAAGUGAAGCUAAUAGAGAGAGAGUGAAGGAAUCCACUGCAGAAAAGCAGCUGGUGGAUGAGCCUCCAGCUGAUGGAGAUCCCAGCAACAGAGUUGUGCACCAAGCCACCGUGACAACUUCCCCAGCAGCCCAUGAAAGAUUCAUGGACCCAGACCCAGUUUGGGUCCUGAAGCUUUUGAAAAAGAUUGAGAAGGAGUUCAUGACUCACUAUGUCAGUGCCAUGAAUGACUUUAAAACAAAGUGGAACCUGCAAAACAAUGAAGAGCUAGAUGUAAUGAUUACAGAACUGAAGGAGGAAGUAAGUAAGAGAAUUCAGAGGAGCAUAGAGAAAGAGUUAAGGAAAAUUCAAAGCAGGGCAGGCAAGAAGAUUCCACGACCCCCAAAUGAUGAGCUGAGACGGGAAUCUACCCUACAAACAGGAGGCAGAAGACGACGUUUGCAAAGCAUCCAUAAAAUGUCACUAUUAAAUGGAAGCCAAAGUAAGCAGCCAGAGACAAGGAACUUAUCACAUGAUCGAGAUGAAAUGGAUUUCUUCUUUAGUACCACAAUUAAAGAUGAUGUUAGUGACCUACUAAGUGAUGACGAAUAUUGCCCCUGUGAUGCCUGCUUCAGGAAGAAAAUGUCUUUCAAACAGACAAUGAACACUGUGGUAACAAUGUCCAACGCCCCAGUUGUAAAAGCUUUUGAUCUACAGAAAAUUCUGCAGACAAAAAAAGAUGGUGCUGAAAAUAAGGAACCAGAUGAUAUCACUGAAGAGACUCAGGAUGAGAAAGACGUUCCUGUUGAGCCAGCAGCAGAGGAUCCUGAAGAACACAAGGAAAAACCAGUAACAGAACUCAGUGAAGAUGGAACAGAAAUUAUCACUGAAGAGGUGGAAGCAGAGGGGGAAGCGGCAAGUAAUGAAGAUACAGCGAAUGAAACGAAAACAGAAGGGGAAGCAAAGGUACCAGAAGAAGAGGAAGAAGUAAAAGAGGAUGGAGCAAAAGAAGAAGUGGAAGAAGACAAAGCAGUAGAGGAAGGACAAAGGGAAGAAGAAGAUGUGAAAGAAGAAGAAAAGGAGGAGGAGGAGGAUGUGGACAAACAGAACGGGCAAGAGGAUGAUGAGGAAGUAGUAGAAGAAAAGGAGGAUGUAAACGAGGAAGGAGAAAAAGAAGAAGAGGAUGAAGAAGAAAUCAUAGAAAAUGUGAAAGAAGAAAAUGAAGAAAAGGGGGAGGAAGAAGAAAAAGAAUUGGAAGAACCACAAGAUGAAAAGGAGGGGGAGGAAGAAAUAAAAGAUGAAAACAUGGAAGAAGAGUUGGAUAUGAUAGAGGAAGUAGAAGAAAAGGAGGAAGAAGAGGACCAAGUAGAAGAAAAUGAUGUGAAAGAAGAUGAAGAAAAGGAAGAGGAGGAGGAGGAGGAAACAAAGGAUGAAGAAGCAAAGGAAGAAGUGGCACCUGAAGAAGAUAGUCAGGAAGCCAAAAGCGGAAGCAAAGAAGAAACAAAUGAAGAAAAUAAAAUAGAUGAAGAAAAAGAUGAAACGUCCAUGGAAGUUGAGGAAAAACCUAAACUUGAAGAUGAAACUGACGGUACAGUAGAGGAACCAAAAGAUGCUGAGGGGGAUAACCAAGAAAAUGCAUCUGAUUGUGCAGAAAAUAUUGCUGAUGCAGAGACUGACCAGGUUUCCGGAGAAGAAGGUGCAGAAGAAGAUAAUGACAUUAAAAAUGAGACUGAGGCCAUUGGCAGACAGGAGACUGAGGAAGAGGCUAGCCCAGAGACAGGUUGUGAGGCAUGUUCAGAAACAGCAGAAAUAGAAGCUGAUGGUAACUGUUCCCUGCAAUCCCAGAAGGGUUCAGAGGAUGUGAGCGAUGGAGAAGAAUGUAAUGAAGAGGAGUGUGUGAACAUCAACAACGUUAAUGAAGAUGUUCUAACAGAAACCAAAAGUAAACCUGCCACGAUGUAUCCUGAGAGUGCAGAAGAGGAGGAGGAAGAGGAAUGA
Heteronotia binoei (common prickly gecko) is the source of this 6552-nucleotide messenger RNA. It is a transcript of the gene RP1L1, whose product is annotated as RP1 like 1. The transcript is spliced from 7 exons. The record is from RefSeq and is a predicted model, not a curated record. Gene Ontology annotation, cellular component: axoneme. The coding region runs from base 91 to 6552 and encodes 2153 amino acids. Gene Ontology annotation, biological process: axoneme assembly; retina development in camera-type eye; intracellular signal transduction. NCBI's taxonomy places the organism in Eukaryota, Metazoa, Chordata, Lepidosauria, Squamata, Gekkonidae.